AUGCUGCUAUGUUUUAGACUUUGGAGUUUUGAUAAGUAGACACCACCGAUAUUUUAGAUUUAUCUCAAAAAUCCUACUCUUAUUAUCAAUUUCAAUUUAGUUCUAGAGUUCGGAUCAUAUUAAUUUUAAAGAAUUAUAUGGAGAAGUUCCUUCUUCAAGGUUAAUAUUAAAAAUUAUAUGAGCAUGCAAGUUGCAUAAUUACCUAAAGGAGGAGUUAAUAAGGGCUAAGUUAUACCAUUAAAGUGCAGUUGCCCACCAGAUUGCAAAUGUAAAUCUCCAGAAUUAAGAGAAUGGCAUCAUAAGCCAUGCUCAGAGAUGUCAUACAUCAGUUAAUACGGAGACAUAUUUUGUAGACAUCAUUUAAGCAAAUGUGAUGGCUAUUUCAUUAAAGAUGCUUCUUUUUAAUGCGCCGCUGCACAAUAAGCCAACACUUGGAAUUAAUAUAGACAUGCCGCCUAAUUUUUGAUGGCAAUAGCAUAAGGACUUCAAGCUGCCGAAUUUACUCUUAGUGCUAAUGAUUAGAUACAUUUUGCAGCUACUUUAAAUACAGAAGUAAUCAGGAGGUGGAAUUAAUGA
This is a messenger RNA of Paramecium tetraurelia, 576 nucleotides long. RefSeq lists its product as uncharacterized. NCBI's taxonomy places the organism in Eukaryota, Ciliophora, Oligohymenophorea, Peniculida, Parameciidae. The transcript has 3 exons. The record is from RefSeq and is a predicted model, not a curated record.